AACCCCCGAUGCGAGCCACCAAGACCCCGCAUGAUUGAUCGUGAACCUGUUUCAUCACACCAGCACGCUGCACCCAAAAGAUGCAGUCCCCCCUGGCAAAAGAUAUGCCACUCGAGUAGACUGUAUUAUUUGAGAGGACCUUUUCGACGCAGCACAGUCCACCAUACUCUCGCCUCAACACCAAGACUGAGUCCAAACGGUAAAUUCCGCCCCAUAAGCGCCACAAUCUUGACUUCCCCUUCCAGCAACGUGCUGCUAGCUCGUAUUACACAUGGCCCUGACAAUCUUGCUGCGAACCACAUCCCGAAAGACAGCAUCUUUGGAUAA
Molecule: messenger RNA, 327 nt
Organism: Periconia digitata
Lineage: Eukaryota; Fungi; Ascomycota; Dothideomycetes; Pleosporales; Periconiaceae
Source: the annotation of a GenBank genome assembly